AUGACGACGUUACACUAUACCACUCUCGACGUGUUCACGACGGUGGCAUUUCAGGGAAAUCCACUGGCAAUUGUCCAUCUACCAUCUCAGCUAUCGCAGCAACAAAGAUUGCUCAUCGCUCGCGAAUUCAAAUUUUCGGAAACAAUCUUCAUCCACGACCAAGAACUAGACUCUAGAGCUGUAUUCACUAUCUCCAUCUUUACCCCGUCCCAAGAGCUACCCUUUGCAGGUCAUCCUACAGUGGGCGCGGGAUGUUAUCUGCUAUCGAAAACCAGCAAGGACAAGAUGACAUUGCGAAUGAAAGCAGGGGACGUACUGGUAUCCAGUGAGGAGACUGGCGUGCGCUUGAAAGUGCCUGUCGACUUCAAGGUGCAUGUGCCGUACUUGAACGAUAUCUUGAAGGGGAAACAGCCUGCCUUGGAAGAAAAGGACUAUGUUAACGGCAUAGAGGGUGCAGAGCCGGUGGUAUCUAUCGUCAAAGGAAUGACCUUCAUCAUGCUCGAGCUUUCUUCUUCUGAAGCGCUAGGAAAAUUACAGCUGUAUUCUCAGUGGUUUAGCUUACCAGAUGAGCAUAUAGGCGACUGGAAAGGAGCGGGAGGGCCUGCCAAGCUGUACGCGUUUGUGCGAAUGACGGAUGGGACAAUACGGACCCGAAUGUUCAAAGGGAACUGCGAGGACCCCGCUACCGGGUCGGCUACUUGCGCAUUGGGCGGCUGGUUAGGACAACAGAAUGGUGACGGCAUUUGGUGCUUCAGACUCGUACAAGGGGUUGAGAUUGGUCGACGAAGCGAAAUCACAGUGUUCGUCACUGUCUGA
Messenger RNA from Desarmillaria tabescens, 816 nucleotides. RefSeq lists its product as uncharacterized. Lineage: Eukaryota; Fungi; Basidiomycota; Agaricomycetes; Agaricales; Physalacriaceae. The coding region runs from base 1 to 816 and encodes 271 amino acids. Gene Ontology annotation, biological process: biosynthetic process. Gene Ontology annotation, cellular component: cytoplasm. The record is from RefSeq and is a predicted model, not a curated record. The transcript is spliced from 2 exons. Gene Ontology annotation, molecular function: isomerase activity.